Molecule: messenger RNA, 1114 nt
Organism: Harmonia axyridis
Lineage: Eukaryota; Metazoa; Arthropoda; Insecta; Coleoptera; Coccinellidae
Product: procathepsin L-like
Exons: 3
Coding region: 53-1051 (332 amino acids)
Cellular component (GO): lysosome
Molecular function (GO): cysteine-type endopeptidase activity
Source: RefSeq, a predicted model, not a curated record
UCAGUAAACAACACGUCAAAUUCGAAAAAUUUUACGUUUUUCAUCCGAGUUUAUGUGGAUAGCUAUAAUGAAGGUUUUAGCUCUUAUUUGUUUAGUUGUGAUUGGUUGUGUUAACGCCAUCAGCGACGAAGAAGUUCUGCAAAAAUGGGAAAGUUACCAGGUGGAAUUUGGAAAAUCGUACCGAUCACCAGUUGAAGCCCGUAAACGUUUGGCAAUAUUCAAAGAAAAUUUAGAGGAAAUUGAAGUACACAAUGCCCUUUUCGAACAAGGAAAAUCUACGUACACUAAAGGCAUCAACCAAUUCACUGAUUGGACUAAGGAAGAAUUCAUGCAAUACGUGAACAAAGGUGUGCUCAACAAACCUGUCAUUGUUGGUGAAAUCUACAAUGCAAGCAAAAGCUUCUCCAACGUUGGAUCAGUCGACUGGAGGUCAGCUGGAGUUGUUACUCCUGUUAAAAAUCAAGGACAGUGUGGAUCAUGCUGGUCUUUUAGUGCUACUGGAGCCAUCGAAGGACAACUUGGAAGGAAUGGCUACCUAACAUCCCUCAGCGAACAGAAUCUGAUCGAUUGCUCAACUUCCUAUGGAAAUUAUGGUUGCAAUGGAGGACUUAUGACUGCAGCUUUCAGCUACGUUAUUCAAAAUGGAAUCCAAAGUGAACAAGACUAUCCUUAUAUAGCUAUGGGUGCAUAUUGCCAAGCCGAUUCUUCAAGAAUUGUCACUAAACUUUCAAGCUAUAUGAACGUUGCUUCUGGAAGCGAUGCAGCUCUCCAACAGGCAAUUACUGAGAUCGGUCCAGUUUCUGUUGCCAUUGAUGCUACAAACGCUUUACAAAGCUAUAGCGGGGGUGUUUUUAACGACUACUCUUGCAACAGUCAAUCUUUGAACCACGGUGUUCUUGCUGUUGGAUAUGGAACUGAAAAUGGAGAAACUUACUAUAUCGUCAAAAACUCAUGGGGAGCCAAUUGGGGAGAAGCUGGAUACUUUAGGUUGGGAAUGAAUACAUAUAACCCAUGUGGAAUUGCCUCAAUGGCUUCCUUCCCUGUGUUAUAGAUUGUGAUAUUUUUUAUUGGAAGUAUGUAUAGGUAUUAAAGGAAAUUCUGUUUUAGUUUGAAA